UGCUUCCGGUACGCUCCCUGAAGGGGCGUGGCCAGCGGGGCGGGGCGCUCAGAGCGUCGGGGCGGUGCGAAGAUGGCGGCGGCGAUGGCGGCGCCGGAGGCUGCGGAGGCGCCCAGCUCCCUGCUGUUGCUGGUGGUGGGCGGCGAGUGCGGCUACCCCGGGCUGCUGGCCUACGUCCUGCAGGAGUUGGAACGAGGUGUUCGCUCCUGGGAGGAUGUGGACCCUGCCAUCUGCAGCCUGGAUGAGCAGCUCAAGGCCUUCGUGUCCCGGCAUUCGGCCACCUUCUCCAGCAUUGUGAAAGGGCAGCGGAGCCUGCACCACCGUGGAGAGACCUUGGAGACGCUGGUCCUGCUGAAUCCCUCAGACAAGUCCCUGUGUGAUGAGCUCCGGAACCUCCUGAUGGACCCCGCCCCUCACAAACUGCUGGUCCUGGCAGGGCCCUGCCUGGAGGAGACCGGGGAACUGCUGCUGCAGACUGGAGGGUUCUCGGCCCACCACUUCCUGCAGGUGCUGAGGGACAAAGAGGUCCAGGAUUCACUGGCCUCCGCACCAGCUGCCCCAGCCCUCACUGUGUCCUGUCCAACCUUUGGGGACUGGGCGCUGCUGGGCCCUGCACCCGGGCUGCAGCUGCGACUAAACCCGCCCGCGCGGCUGCCGGCCUCAGAGGGCCUUCGUGCCUUCCUGGAGUAUGUGGCUGAGUCGCUGGAGCCGCCAUCACCCUUCGAGCUGUUGGAGCCACCGGCUGCGGGCGGCUUUCUGCGCCUAGCACGGCCCUGUUGCUAUGUGUUUCCGGGUGGUUUGGGAGACGCUGCCUUCUUCGCCGUCAACGGCUUUACGGUGCUGGUGAACGGCGGCUCCAACCCCAAGUCGAGCUUCUGGAAGCUGGUGCGCCACCUGGAUCGCGUGGACGCUGUGCUUGUGACCCACGCGGGUGCUGACAGCUUGCCGGGCCUCAACAGCCUGCUGCGCCGCAAGCUGGCAGAGCGUGAAGCAGCCGCAGGACCACAGGGACAGCAUGAAGAGCGGCUGCGUCGCCUGCUGUCGCCUGCGCUGGGUGUCGUGUUCCUGAAUGCUCGUGAGGCUGCUUCGCGGUUGCGUGGGGGUGAAGAUGAGGCAGUAUGUGCUCGGAGCCUGCUGCGGAGCCUGGGCAUCGCGCCUCUGCCACUGCAGCGUGGCCCACAGCCCUCGUGCCCCACUGUCCUUUUCGAGAAGCUGGGCGUAGGCCGCCUAGAGCUCUUUGUGCUGCACCCUCCUCCUGGGGACCCUGCAGCGCCUGCCUGUGCUCUGCUCGUGUGGCAGCCAGCAGCGCCCGGCGACAAGGUGGUGCGUGUACUGUUUCCUGGCCGCACGCCACCCGCGCGCCUGCUGGAUGGGCUGCAGCGCCUGCAGCACCUGCCUUGCCUACGCAGGCCAGUAGUCACCACGCAUGACCUGGAAGCGCCCUCCAGGGCCAACAGCCAAGACAGUCUGGCCUCGCGGGACAGUGCGCGCAAGGAGUCAGUCCGUGGCACUGUCGGCUGCAUUGCCAGCAGGAGCACUGUGCGAAGGGAGCCUGCCCUGGCCACUCGUGACCAGAAGAAGGACACAAGAUCUGGGCCCACUCGGCCUACAGCCCGAGACACGCGCCGCUCCGGGCCUGGUGUGGUCAACACAAAGCCUCGUGUGUCACAGAAUGGGCCUCGUGCCCCAGUUCUGGCAGUGCCACUCACAGCUCCCGUGACUGAGUGCCCUGGAGAAGCGGAGAACAUCUUGGAGUCUGAGCCGCCACCUGCUCCAUCCCCGACUCUGUCCCCAGCUCAGUCCCCACCACCUACAGCACCUGGCAAUAGUCCUGAGCGCCUGUCCCUCAGCCCUCUGCGCCCGGAGCCUGCCCCUGACGCCUCGCCCUCAGCCACAACGCCCACGCUGACCACGCCCUCUCUGCCUGCGGAGCUGGGCUCACCCCACUCAACCGAGGUGGACGAGUCGCUCUCUGUGUCCUUCGAGCAAGUGCUGCCAGCAGGUGACCCAGGGCUUAGCCUGCCCCUGCGCCUCGCGCGCCGCUCCACGUCUCCUCAUGAUGUGGACCUGUGCCUCGUGUCACCCUGUGAGUUCUCUCAUCGCAAGCCACCCCCUCCUGCCUCCCCAGGCAGCUCAGACAGCAGUGCUCGGUCACAGGAGCGGCCGCCCGAGACUCCACCCACGUCUGUGAGCGAGUCACUGCCCACACUAUCUGACUCUGAUCCCGUGCCCGUGGCGGAUUCUGAUGAAGACGCAGGCAGCGAGAGCGCGGCCAGGGACCCGCCACCUACACCUCGUGUGCCACCACCACUGCCGGAUGUACCAGGAAUCUGCAUGGUGGACCCAGAGGCGCUACCGCCUCGUGCCCGGCAGCCCCUCAACACCGCCAAUCCCAGUCGUGGUCGCAAGGCCCCUGCAAGGCCAAGCUCUGCCUCUGCCACCCCCAGAGCUGCAACUGUAGCUGCCAAGACAAAGGGCCCCGUGGGGGACCGGAACCGGCCACUCAGCGCCCGCAGUGAGCCUGCAGACAGGCCAGGCCGUGCGCCCCUUACCAGGAAGCCCUCGGUUCCUAAGACCGUCCCCAAGACGGCCUCUGCCACAAGGAUGUCCUCCGGACCCAGUGGCCGCCCUGCACCGCUUGCUGCUGGCUCCCCUGUGUACCUGGACCUGGCCUACCUGCCUGGUGGUGGUGCCGGCCACCUGGACCAGAACUUCUUCCUGCGUGUUCGAGCACUCUGCUAUGUCAUCAGUGGGCAAGGCCAGCGCCAGGAAGAGGGCCUGCGAGCCGUGCUGGAUGCACUGCUGGCUGGCAAGCGGCAGUGGGACCUCGACCUGCAGGUCACACUGAUCCCCACCUUCGACUCUGCGGUGAUGCACAGGUGGUAUGAGGAGACGCAUGCGCAGCACCAGGCACUGGGCAUCAGGGUGCUGGGCAGUGGCAGCCUGGUGUCCAUGCAGGACGAGGCCUUCCCCGCCUGCAAGGUGGAGUUCUAGCCCCAUGCUGCAGGGUGGCCUGGGAACAAGUGUUCCUCGCUGUGACCCGGGUUGGCGCUGUGACUCCAUGUGGAAAGCCAGACCCCAUGCUUGAGUAAGCCACGGUGUGACAUCCCAGCUUCCAUCUCCAGCACAAGGAUGAGAACUGCGCGCUUUAUCACUUGUCCACGCCCCCUCACGUGUCAGGCACAGCUCUCCAUGCCUUCUACCCUAGAACUCAGGUUGCAGAGGCAGGAGGAGCUAUGCAGAGUCCAGGCCAGCCUGGGCUUCAUAGUGAAUCUUUGUUUCAAAACCACAAAAAAUAAAGCAGAUGGCUGAGA
Molecule: messenger RNA, 3314 nt
Organism: Mus pahari (shrew mouse)
Lineage: Eukaryota; Metazoa; Chordata; Mammalia; Rodentia; Muridae
Gene: Map1s
Product: microtubule associated protein 1S
Exons: 7
Coding region: 73-2994 (973 amino acids)
Biological process (GO): axonogenesis; dendrite development; microtubule cytoskeleton organization
Cellular component (GO): microtubule associated complex; cytosol; synapse
Molecular function (GO): microtubule binding; actin binding
Source: RefSeq, a predicted model, not a curated record